This is a messenger RNA of Eurytemora carolleeae, 2206 nucleotides long. RefSeq names its product phosphatase and actin regulator 4-B. The record is from RefSeq and is a predicted model, not a curated record. The transcript has 6 exons. NCBI's taxonomy places the organism in Eukaryota, Metazoa, Arthropoda, Copepoda, Calanoida, Temoridae. The coding region runs from base 142 to 1686 and encodes 514 amino acids.
GUAUGCGAACACUGAGGGAGGAGUAGGCCUAGUUCAUCUUAAAACCGCGAAUUGGUUCAAGAUUAGCUGGUGUGCAGCCAGACGGGGCGGGGCUAGAAGAUCACGUGAUCCACUGUUGCAAAUCCUCUAAUUGGAUCCGGGAUGAACGGAGUGGCGGUGAGAGGAUUGCUGGCGGCGGCGCAGCUUGGUUUAGAUUCACAUUCAGAUUCUAAACCUAUGGAUCUUAGUUCAGCUGGGUGUAUGGGGGAUCUAUCAGGUGUAGCCCAACUACUAUCCCGGAAUAUUUACGGUUUACCUAGACAAGGGCUGCAGGACCAUCCACUUAUAAAUGCCAGCCGUUUAGCUGAACUAGUUCGACAGCAGCAUAGAGAAAGUGAAGAGAGAGAAAGAGGAGAAGGAAGAGGAGAUUGGGAGCAAAGAAGAACUACCGGAGCCAGAGACUGGAACCAGGAGAAUACAGAGAAGAACCAGGAGAACAAGGAGGAGUACCUACUCCAGGAGGAGGAGGAAGAGGACUCCAGACCUCUGGAUCUGAUCAAGGUCAAGGUGUCGGAACGAAGAGAGAGCUCCGAUAGCUCCGGAGUUCGGAGGAAAAGCUGGAGUCCUGGUUCUCCGGCAGGUUCAACAUCAGGCAGUGAGUCUGGGAACAGGGAGGUCAAACGUCGUCGGUUAGACGAACUUCUCACCAAGAAAUUUGAUAGAAUAGGAUCCAGAGAGGGUUCUUCUCAUCCCUCAUCUUCUCCGUCAUCCUCCACUUCUCCGUCCUUCCACACAAUAUCCUCCGAUCCUCUAACCAACUCACAAAUGGAGAGAAGAAAGUCGCCGGAAACUUCUCCGAAGGUUCAUCGGAGGAAGCAGACUCGACCCUCCAAUCCUAAUUCUCCGCAGUCUCAAACUAAACCAGAUUCUCCGUUCUUCUCUCUGCCCCGACUUUUCUCUCCCGACUCUUCUCCUCCGUCCCUCUCUAUCCGUCCUAACUCAGACCUUUUCCCCCCGAUGGCAACCUCUUCUCCAAACAAGAUGCCACGCCUGUCUUCACCAGUAAGGCGGGAUGUCACACCUCCUACUACUCCUCCCCCAAUCCGUCCUGUGAGUCCCGACAAGCUAGAUGAGAAUGAUAACAAUGAACUCUUGAAAACACAGAUUCUUCAGAUGCAGUUAAGCUCUGCUAUGAAUAGUCCUGAAACUCUGAAAACUCUGCAGUACAACCCUUUGCUUUACUACACCUACUAUGCCCAGAUGUUGAGUAAUCUACAAGCUCAACAAAAACUUCUCCAGUUCUCUUCCUCCAUCCCUCCCCUUCCCUCUCCAACCCUCCCCUCCCCCACCCUUCCCUCCCCCUCCCAAUCCAACAACAACGUGAAGGACUUCCUCUCCCUCGCCAGCCUAGUCGGGGCUAGGGAUACCAAGGAUUCUGGUGGUUACAGAUUUGAUACACGAUCACCAAUGUCCAACGACUCCCCAACAAACUUCAAAGAUUACGACGAGCCGAGAAAACGUGCACCGCGUGCGCUGACCGGAAGAUACGUGCGCACAGGCACAGCUGCAUCUCCGAAGGUUCUUCAGAUACUUCGAAAGAAAAUUGAAGAGAGGCUGAAAUUAAAAGAACUUCUCGGAGACUCAAACCAUCCAUACUUCCAAUCCUUCAAUAAAAAUUCGCAUUUUAAGAUUGGACAAAAAUUUUAACUUUGUUUCGUUUAUAUAAUUGUACAUUUGUAACUAUAAACUAUGGCACAAAUUUCCGUACCGAAACCGGCGGGAAUUUUGUCUAAAAAUGGCCGAAUAUCCAGUGAAAUUUUAACCAGGCAUUCCCGCGCUUUUAUUUGAAUUUUUCUUGUAUUUAUAUUUCAUAUACAGUAUUUCUUUAUUAUUCUUUCAAUUUGUUGCAUCCAGUGUUCAUGUCAGAAAAAAUGCCAAAAGUAAUGGAUCCAACCAAUACAAAUGAUAAUCUUUUUUCUUUGAUAAUAAACAAACUCAAAUAAAAUAGAUAUCUGUGAUAAUUAGAUAAAACGUUCUCGCGUUUUAUUGGUAUUUUAUCUUAUUUUGAUAAAAUACGAUUUUAGUGACAAUUAUUUAAUUCUUCCCAGUUGUUUACAUUUUCCCAGUUAAAUAGAGUUAUAUAUACAUAACGUAUUGUGUUAUUUUUCGUUGUAUAAUGUUUCAGUCGACCAUUUCAGACUGUGUAUUUAUAGAACAAUUUUUUGCC